UCAGCUGCCAAUAACUAUAAAGGAGGCGUCGUCACCGCCUUUUGCCAUGGCAACUGGCUAAGGCCGUGGGGUAACACGGCUGUCGCGAAAUUCAAUGCUGUUGUUGAGGACAGCCUUGAGGUCAUCUCUCUUCUUAUAUGAGAUGAUUGUUCUUAUGCGACUGGCUUCAUUUACAUUACCAUUCGGAUUACUAAUCAACAGAGCCAUGGCAUGGACCUCUACUGGGAAAACUCACGCUGACCUGGUCAACAAUCUACGCAAGAACAGUGUGAUCAAAUCACAGCAUGUAUAUGAUAUAUUACUGGCAACAGACAGAGCUCAUUAUAUACAGUAUUUUCCAUACAUGGACUCACCCCAAAGCAUAGGGUACAAGGCAACGAUCAGUGCCCCACAUAUGCAUGCACAUGCACUGGAGUUGCUGGAAGACAAGCUGGUAGAAGGAGCCAAGGCUCUGGAUGUAGGCUCUGGGAGCGGAUACCUGACUGCGUGUUUUGCCAGAAUGGUUGGACUGACUGGAAAGGUGGUUGGCAUUGAGCACAUUAAUCAUCUUGUUAAAGAUGCUGUUCAGAAUGUGAAGCAGGAUGAUCCAGCCUUACUGAGCAAUGGACGUAUCAAGUUUGUGGUUGGGGAUGGCAGACUUGGCUAUCCUGAGGAUGGACCUUAUGAUGCAAUUCAUGUUGGAGCUGCAGCUGCAACAGUGCCUCAGGAGUUGCUGAAACAGCUGAAGCCUGGAGGCAGACUGGUAUUGCCAGUGGGGCCAGAAGGUGGCAGCCAGGUUUUGGAGCAGUACGACAAAGAUAGCGAAGGGAAGAUCACCAGAGUUCGUCUCAUGGGUGUGAUGUACGUUCCUCUGACUGACAAAGAAAAGCAGUGGCCAAGGGAUGAACACUGAAACCUGCAUAAAGACAAAGGGAAAUGGAUAAGAAGAAGACUUGACGAUUAGUCUACAGGAAGAGUACGUUGGGAAGCAGCCAUAAUGCUCCCGCUGACAUAUUCUGCAUGGUGAGAGGUGGAGCUGAGUGUGCUGUGAUAACGCUUAGAUAUAUCCGCGCAAUGUGAGAGAGCCUGAUUAUAAGCUAAGGAAGGGAUUAAUACAAAUUGUAUUUACCAAGAGACUAAUUUAUAUAAGAGAAUAAAUAACUUAUAAUUUAAUGACACUUACCUGCAGGAAAACAGUGGAUUUACAGCAUCAGGAACUGUAAAGUAACAUUAUUGUAUACCCAGUAUCCUUUGUUUACUAAAGUCAGGCCAAGAUAUCAAGGAAGCUAUAUGCAUAACUGCUUGAGCAACAGAAAUAGCCAUUGCCAUGAAGCAAGCCUUAUGCUUUCUGGAGCUUGUACUAUUGGGCAUAUUUAUGUACAGAACUGGACUAGAAUCACCAAACUAACCAAUCAGAAUUUUGUAUCUGUAGUGACAUGUACAAGUCAUUUUGAAUAGAGAAAACCAGUCGGAUAACUAGCGAAACAUUUUCAAGAGAAUAAACACAGCAAGUCCAGUUGAAUUGACUUAUUACUGCAGAUAUAUCAUGACCUGGAUGAAUGAAAACCUUUACAGACAAUCACAAUCUUGGUUCUUAUUCAUUUUAUCAUGGUUGACAAAAUGCUGACUGGUUAGUAUGGGAUAUUACUUCAGCCCUGUUUCUCAGCCUUGGAUCCCCAGUUGUUGAACUAUAACUCCUAGCAUAAAUGAAUCCUUUAUCAGAUGUUGAAGACCAUGGGGGUUGUAGUCCAGCAACAUGGGAACCCAAGGUUAAGAAACAGAGUACUAUGGAAUACAUCUAUUUUUGUAAUCCUGCUCAAUGUCCCCUUUAAGCCCCGAUUAAUUUUAACACCAGCCCACACAGCCAAUUGUGGUGCACACAGAGGUUUUAACUCAGCAGUUUUUGCACCCAUGCAAAAGCUAUUUUGUUCUGUGUUGAAAUCUUACCAACACUCCACUAAUAUAAGCGCUCCAGUUAUGCAAGGCAGCUUGAUUGUAUAUAGCCUGGAGGCCUCUUGUACAACAGGGCCACAAAGUCCUAUGUUUUCUGCCCAUAAGGCAUCUUGACAACCCUUCUCAGUGGCACAGCUGUUUGUGUUCCUUGGUCUGUGUAUGCAGUACUGUAUGCAUAGAGGCAAGGAGUGGGGUCACUUGGUAAGCUCUUCCUUGUGUCAUUAAUGGCAUGUAAAGAAGGGGUGAUGGGGGUCAAAGGCACUCCAGAACCCUAUACUUAAUGCCAGAGUUGGGUCAAGUAGUAUUGGCAUUCCAGGCAAUAUGCUGUGCUGCAAGGUGCAGAGCACAGUCUGUACAACCUGUGCCUAAUGGUAAAACAGUGACUCCUAUAAAUAAAGAACAACACAUAACUUACUGUGGGAUGCAGCAGCCGCUGGACUCACUUGUUUAGAUGUCUUUUGGAAUAUUUGUACCAUGAAACAUUGGACUGUAAAUAAUAUACAUGCUUGUAUCUACUCUGAGACUGCUGUACAAGUGUUCAUGUAAAGGGUUUAAUAAAGCUUUAAUCAAAAUGUAUCUCUAUGCUCAACAUGAAGGUUGUACAAAAAGAACUGUGUGACUCCUGACCAUGUUUGCUGGAUGCCAUUAAUUGCUUUCUUG
Molecule: messenger RNA, 2592 nt
Organism: Xenopus tropicalis (tropical clawed frog)
Lineage: Eukaryota; Metazoa; Chordata; Amphibia; Anura; Pipidae
Source: RefSeq, a predicted model, not a curated record